Salvelinus sp. IW2-2015 is the source of this 1654-nucleotide messenger RNA. RefSeq names its product contactin-1a. Gene Ontology annotation, biological process: cell-cell adhesion; brain development; axon guidance. NCBI's taxonomy places the organism in Eukaryota, Metazoa, Chordata, Actinopteri, Salmoniformes, Salmonidae. Gene Ontology annotation, molecular function: cell-cell adhesion mediator activity. Gene Ontology annotation, cellular component: axon; plasma membrane. The record is from RefSeq and is a predicted model, not a curated record.
CAGUACAUAGAUGGAUACCAGGUGAAGUACUGGAGGAAGUAUGACGAUACAGAGCCGGGGGCCAAUCGUAUCUUUGUGCCCGCCUCCAUGAACCAGACCAGGCUGGAGAACAUGCUGCCAGACUCCCACUACCUCAUCGAGGUCAGAGCCUACAACGGAGCCGGUGUCGGCCCUCCCAGCGAACACUGCGAGAUGUUCACCAAGAGAGCACCUCCAAGUGUGGCUCCCCAAAUGUGGCGUUACAUCAGCUACUCUGGCAAGUGGCUGUACGUGUGGUGGCACCACAUCUCCUACGACUGGUUUGGCAAUGAGUCCUUCCCACUAUAUUAUAAGGUGAUGUUCAGGAAGACUGGCUACAUCACAGGGCCGAUCUACAUGACGGGCUGGCACUUCAUUGACUUCCCCAUGCCCCAGGUAGGGGACUACGAGCUGGAAGUCAGAGGUCGCUAUGAGGGUGGAGACGGCCCCAUCAGGAAGAUCAGGCUUCAGGGUCAGGCGUCUUUCCUGAGACCCACUCUCAGUCUGGCCACCAUGCUACUGCUGGCCCUGUGCAUCGUGGGAUUGGGGAUAUAGAGACCCAGGACAUGUCUGGCUGGACUGUGGGAGGUUUGACAGAAACAACUCUCACAUCAACUUCCUAUAUCUCCUUAUGGACUUCCAAUCUUUCCUCAACCUCUUACUGUCUGUAUGUCUUCCCACAACAAAACKGAGCACCGUGCCACCAUACAGAAAGGACCUGCCUAGCUGUAGAACCUACGAAAGUUACUGUACUGGAAGACAUCCAAGAAAUCCUUUCUGAUGUAUUUAUUGAACAGCUACUGAAGGAAUUGAACGGGUACAAAAGAGGAAUAGAGUUUUUUUCAAUAUGCCUUAUGAUGAAUCAUAUUGUACAAUCUUCCCAACAUAUUCUCUGAAAUGUAUAAGACAAUGACUGACUGUAAUCAACACUACACUGUAUGACGUUUGUAGUGAGUAAACUGUAAAGGAAUGAUCAGAGUAAGAUUGUAUGUGGCUCAGACACCAACUACACAGUCUCUUCCUCCCUUUGACUCACCCAGCUGUUUGGAUAUUUAGUUUCCACACGUUUGCCAUUUCAAGACGACACUAGAUUAGAAGUAAUGUGUGUUUAUGUUUGAUUGGUUCGUUGGAGAAUCCUUUAAAUUUUUCUGUAUUGGUGCUGCAGUGAAAAUAGAUAUUUAGUUUUGUUUCCUUGUUUCCUUCCUUUUUUUUUGUUUCUGUUUAUGUAUCUCUUCAGAUUCGUACACACACUCGGCUCACAUGGAUAUCGCUAUAACCAACUCUGCAGAGAUUGCUAGCUUUGAAUGCUAUUCUUUCUUACACUGUACUAUACCACACCGUUAAUUAGCUUCGUAUUCAUUGUGAAUUCUGUCUGCUAGAUGCGCAAGCUAAAGCCAUAUCGCUUCGACAAUGCCCUGGUAUUUAGGCUUGUCCCGGUUUUUGCACUGACGAUGGCAGAAUGUUUUAACAGAAUGGUAACAAGAAAUCAGGGUUCAAGAAUAUUGAUGUGCUGCUGUUUAUUUUAUUAUAGUAUUUGUUUUUCCUUGCUAUGUAUAUGAGGAUCAUGCUGUAAACUCAUUAAAUAGAAUACACAUGAACGCUCCAGGAUUGUAAGUAUCAUGUGAGCGUCACUAAA